This is a messenger RNA of Pleuronectes platessa (European plaice), 3605 nucleotides long. RefSeq names its product activating transcription factor 5a (gene atf5a). NCBI's taxonomy places the organism in Eukaryota, Metazoa, Chordata, Actinopteri, Pleuronectiformes, Pleuronectidae. Gene Ontology annotation, cellular component: nucleus. The coding region runs from base 349 to 1854 and encodes 501 amino acids. Gene Ontology annotation, biological process: regulation of transcription by RNA polymerase II. The transcript is spliced from 4 exons. Gene Ontology annotation, molecular function: DNA-binding transcription activator activity, RNA polymerase II-specific; RNA polymerase II transcription regulatory region sequence-specific DNA binding. The record is from RefSeq and is a predicted model, not a curated record.
GAGUGAAGUGAUGCUUCCCCACGAUGAAGCUGCUCCUCAGGUUACUGCUCGAACACAACAAAGCAACAACUCGCCGUUUCCCGGAUCUUUCCCCCGAGCUGAAAAACACACAACAACGGCAACAGCGACGGCAAUGGCUUUUUGAAUUCGUGAAGCUUUAGGACCCGAGAAGAAAACGUGCUUUGCUCCAGCAACGCACCCCCAAGUGCUCUCCACCUUUUCCUGCAAGAAUGGAGUUUCAUUAUGCUCACCCAGCCCUGCUCUCUGAAGCCCAUCUGUCAGACCCCGCUUGCUCUCAGCACAUGCUUGGACUUGGACUUGGCCUGAAUCGCGGCACCAGCAGACAGAAUGAUGGCAACAUCAGCUCCUGUUUGGAAGGCUUUUCGUGUCUGCCCGGCAGACCCCCUCGCUCUCUCUCACCCACAGGCUAACCACAGCCAAUCACAGGGGUGCAGGGGGGAGGUGUCAGAGGAGAGUCAGCACUUAAUUGGUGAUGGUCUCACUGACUGGAUGACGGAAGAAGUGGAUUUCUCCUCAUACCUCCCAAACCCCCCUUCCCCUCCCUCCUCCACCAAUGCCUCCCUUCCCCCCUCACCCCUUCAGAAUGAUAUCCAGGUGCCCUCUGACUUGGAGGUCAUGACCUCUCUGCUGCAGGAGGAACUCGCCCAACUAGAGGACUACUUCCUGUCCGAGCCAGUGCCCGAAAAGGGGCAGAGGCUAGGGAAAUGCGACGGGGGUAGUCUGCCGGCGGGUCCUCAGCCGUACGGUCAGCUGCCAUACGCAUCAUACUCGACACCCAACCAAUCGGACACCAGCCCACUUCUUGUCACCCUGGCAACAGGAGAACUGGACCUGCUGAGUAUCUGUGGCGGGCCCAUUGGGCGAUCCAAAAUUCCAAGACACGCCCCGUACAGCUGCAGUCGCCCCAGUGGGUGUAGUAGGAAAAGAGUCCCUGAUGGUGUGAGGUUCAGUGAAGGUUAUGAUAACAGUUCCAAAGCAAGCAACUCAGGUAACUCAGCGGUGAACCUGUCAGGUAAUUACUGCUGUGGAGAAGACGAGCAGCUGGUAGAAAAGAACUAUUGCCUGGGUAGUGCAGUUGAAGUCAGACGAUGUGCUGCUCUAGCCAAAGAGGACAAAAACUGCUGUUUCAGUCAAGAUGUUAUCGGCGGGGGGAAAGUUGUUGGUGGAGGUUUUGGCUUUGGUGGAUCCCUGGAUGUCCAUCACAAGAGAGAGGAUUUGUUGAUGUAUAGCAUGAGGGAGGUCAGUGGAAUGGCUGGUUGCAACGACAUGCUGAACAGUAUCAAGAGCAGCGUAGAGGUGACAAAAGCUUCUGUCUGUUGGAAAACCGAGAGCAACGAGGGCUGUUAUCUUCCACCACCGCAGCCCGAGGCCUAUCCUAGCUUCUUAGGCAGUGUCAACGAACAGCUUAAAUCAGAGAGUCUGCAGUUAAGGCAACAUGAUCUACACUGUAAUUUCCUCGAGGAUCAGGCCCCAGAGUGUCUUUUAAUGGCCAGGGAGAGUCUGGACUUGGAGUCGUCAGGGCACAGACAAGCAUGUAGGCUAAAGGAAGACCACUGUGACGCAGAGUUCGACCUGGACAUCACCCCGGGUGAAGGCGGGGAACGCAAACAGAAGAAGAGAGAUCAGAACAAAACUGCCGCUCACAGGUAUCGCCAGCGAAAGAGGGCGGAGCUCGAUAUUUUGGAGGAACAGCUGCACGGCCUCGAAGGGAGGAACCGGGAGCUCCGGGACAAGGCAGAGUCCGUAGAACGUGAAAUCCAGUACGUUAAAGAUCUGCUGAUCGAAGUUUACAAAGCCCGUAGCCAGAGGUUGAAGCAGGACACAACAGCGUAACACCGAGCUCGAGCAAGUCCGUCUAAAAAGGGAAUAACAGGGAAAAUGUGGAGCUUAUUUGAAUGUUUCUAACGUUGUUUUUCCACGUUGAGAGGGGUAACUGCAUGCUUCGCUAAUGUGAUUUUCAUUUUUCAUCUUAAAUUAACACUGUCCAAUGCGUCCACUGCUUUCGCACUCCAAUCAAUUGAGCCUGCACUGUGGCAUUGCAAUGCUUAAAAACGACAAUCAUUUUGAAUAGGUCUCACACCGAAUGAAUCUACAAAUUAUUUCUGAAUAAUUACUGUAAUUUAUUAUGCAGGUUUAAUAUUUUUGAUAGCCUUGAAUUGGAAUUGAUGUCAGCAAUAGCGUUUAAUUUUUAUAUUUUUUCCUACUUUAAUCUUUUAAUUGCAUUGACUGUGUCGCCCUUUUCAGUAGUAGAAGUAGUCGAAUAUGUUGUGUCAACUGCAUCGUUUUAUUAAAGACAUCUUUCAGACCAAAUAUUUUUAUAGAGUAAUUUCAAAUCCACCUUUGAACAGAGGACGAUAUUUCAAAUGUGAUAGUUUUGAAAUUAUAAAUGUAUUUACUGAAGGAUCCGGUGACAUACAGAUGAUGAAAAUAACUUGUCAAAAAUGUAUUUUAUUAUUGUUACUCUUUUGUGCACAAUUUUAUUUACUUAAGAUCCAAUGCAGCCCUAACUUUUAUUUCCUCGAUGGGAUUUGUAUGUUUCAAGCUUGUCAUUUUUUAUCCAGUGAAGGUCAAGCAUCUAGAUUUGGUGGAAAUGUUACUUUGCUAUGUUAACAUUACAUCCAUUUGAUUUUUUUGAUGUUUGCAUUACAUGGGACAUAAUAACCUUUUUUGAAAAAAAGCUUGAAAAUGUUUUCCAAAAAUAUAAAUUCGGUCACCAAAUGAGAACUAUUUUAAUAUUUUCCUGUCUCAAAGGUGGAAACUGAUAUCUUAUCGUUUUGUGGUAAUUUGUGAUAUUUUUCUCUGGCACAUAAAAAUGUCUACAAUCUUUCUUGCCACUCAGGAUAUGCAGCAUCUUAUCCUACAUCCUUACAAAUAGCAGUAGACAUUUGGAGAUUACAGACUUGUAAAAUAGCUCCUCUGUUCUUCAUUUAACGUGGGAAAGAUUUGACAGGUUUAAAGGUUUUCCCAGUGGAAAGAAAGGGUUUUCCACAUGUACAAAUAUUGUAAGUAGUGGUAGUAGUUAACAAUCUCAUUCUGCAUGUUUUUCGCUCUGGAAUAGAAAAUGUAGGAUUUCAGAAAUGAGUUUCUCUAAACUGCUUGUUAAGGCAAUACGUUUUCUAGGCCUCUGGCUGAUCUGCACUAAUUUGUAAUGACUUUUGUAUCAGGGAGUGGAGUGUUUCAGCCUUUUCUUUGUAGAAACCUAAAGAAAAAUCUCAUUAGAGUGUUUGUCAAAGCUUUUGCAGUGUUGGCUUUGGUGUGAAAGGAUUCUAUCUAAAUUAUUUUCCCAGCUCUUUUCUCGCUUAAUUCUAAAAAAAAUAUUUUAUUUUCCAAAUGUAUUGAAGACAUUUGUUUUGUAUUGUUUGUUUAGUUUUUGACAAAAACUGGUGUCACACUGUUGUUCCUCCUCCCCGCCCUGCGGUGUACUAUCAACUGUGAAUGUGAAAACCAAAUACACGUGUAGCCUGAUGACAGCAAAUCUAAAAGCACAUUAUAGGGGUUUGUAAUCUUAUUUAAUUUAAUUAUUUAUCCAUAUUAAUUUGUGUGUCGUCAACUUUUCUCCAUUUCAAAAUAAAAUGUCAAACUCA